AUGUCGGACGAUAUGGCAAGUCAUUACCAGGUGAUGGAGGAGCUGGGCAGCGGCAGUUUUGGAACUGUGUACAAGGCAAUUGACAAGACCGACGGCGAGAUUGUUGCCAUUAAACAUAUCGAUCUCGAGUCCAGUGAAGAUGAUAUCCAGGAAAUUCAACAGGAGAUUUCAGUUCUGGCUACCUGCCAAAGUGCCUAUGUUACACAAUACAAGGCCAGUUUCCUCAAGGGCCACAAGCUAUGGAUUGUGAUGGAAUAUCUCGGAGGUGGUUCUUGUUUGGACUUGUUAAAACCAGGAAGUUUCAACGAAGCCCACGUCGCCAUCGUUUGCCGGGAACUCCUCCAGGGAUUGGAUUACUUACAUAGCGAGGGCAAGAUUCACCGAGAUGUGAAAGCCGCCAAUGUCCUGCUUUCUCAGACUGGCAAGGUCAAGCUGGCUGACUUUGGUGUUGCUGCGCAGCUGGUCAACAUCAAGUCACAGCGCAACACAUUUGUUGGAACUCCAUUUUGGAUGGCACCGGAAGUUAUCCAGCAGGCUGGAUAUGACUUCAAGGCGGAUAUUUGGUCACUGGGAAUUACAGCCAUUGAAAUGAUCAAUGGCGAACCACCCCAUGCCAGCACACAUCCUAUGAAAGUGCUCUUCCUUAUUCCAAAGAACCCUGCCCCUCGCCUCGAGGGCAACGAAUACAGCAACACAUUCAAGGACUUCAUUGCACAGUGUCUGACGAAAGAUCCCGAUCGUCGUCCUAGUGCAAAGGAGCUCCUCCGACACAAGUUCAUUCGGAGUGCUGGCAAGCCUGAGGCACUUCAAGAGCUCAUCCAUCGCAAGCAGGACUGGGAUGGCGGCCGUGGAUUGUCCAAGGACGUCAAAUAUUACGCGGAGUCUUUGAAUAACAUGUCCAGGCCAGAGGAGGACGAUGAAGACUGGGUCUUUGAUACCGUCAAGGCUCCCACUAUGUGGGUGCCUAAGGGUACAGACUGGACAACAUUGGACGAGGAGGAGGAGAACACUGAUCCUGCGGAGCUUAUGGACGAUCUGCACAUAUCACAGCCUCCACCUCCACCUAAGCACCAGGCAAACUCUACGGUUCGCCGAAUGCCCACCGAACGAUCACCUUCUGUCCGUCGGACCAACACCAAGCGUCGUUCCAGUGGCAUCAAGCAGCCACUUGGUCUGGACUUGAGCUAUGGCAACAGUCCAUCUACUGUUAGACAGUUCCGUCGGGUAUCAGACAAGGUCCCGGCCGAUGUCAAAUCCCCAAAACAGGCUCAGGCUCAGGCUUACGACGAAAAUGCCAGUCCAAAGGUUACGUCAACCGACUCCUCAAGUAAGGAGGCACAAAUUGGACGGCGGGCAUACAGCAAAGCCGUUGGGCUCUCCUGCCAAGAGGUUCUUUCGACGACGGGAGAUGGUGAUAAGCGUGAAGCUAUCUCUAGAUUGGCUGAGGCCUGGAGCGACCUGGAAAUGGUCGAUCCGGAGGGUCUUUACCACAUUGUCCGAAUUAUGAACGAGAAACUCCAAGCUGACUCCCGUUUAUCAAAUCUCCUCCCAUCUACCCAACCUGAUUCACCCUCUCGUCCUCGCCUCGUCUUGGCCCAAAACAACCCUCAUCUCAAGAGUCACAAGCGUCGCCAAUCUUACGUACCCGAACCUCAACCCCAAUCUCCCCCAUCUAACUUGCCCGGCAAGGCUGUUCCUGGAAUGGAACACACCAAACAACUUUCUGAAGUUCUUUACACGCGCUGGUCGGAAGGCCUCCGCAACCGAUGGGGCGGCAUCUAA
Penicillium nucicola is the source of this 1782-nucleotide messenger RNA. RefSeq names its product STE20 family serine/threonine-protein kinase. The transcript has 5 exons. Gene Ontology annotation, biological process: protein phosphorylation. Gene Ontology annotation, molecular function: ATP binding; protein kinase activity. The record is from RefSeq and is a predicted model, not a curated record. Lineage: Eukaryota; Fungi; Ascomycota; Eurotiomycetes; Eurotiales; Aspergillaceae. The coding region runs from base 1 to 1782 and encodes 593 amino acids.